CUUCGGACUAACUGUCCGCCCUGCCUACCGGGAGUUGGCAGCAGAAUGCGGCCGCUCUUCGCGCUCGCUCUCUCUUAUAUAACUUCAGCGUGCGCGUCAAGCGCGGCUGCCACUUUACGCACGGGCUCGCACUUUGGCACUUUUAGAAGAUCCCUCGAACUCGUUGUGGAUUUCUUCGGGAGCGUGUUUUCUUUCUCCUCCCGCUUCUUAAAUCCGGGAAAGAGGAGCGAGAUUUUUGGCUUCGGACCUCCUCCUCCUCUCUCCUCGACCUUGUUUACUUGAGUUGCCAAAUAGUUGCUGCUGGGGAUAUUUACUCGAGACUUGAGGAUGAGCGUUUUUGUUUAAAAUUAUUUUUGCCGUGUCAAAUGCACGGAAUGUUUUUUAUUCCACGGCUCCUCCGCGCCGACUUUGCGUCACUCCUGGUUAUUUCUCACAGAGUUUUUGACAGGACAUGACUUAAAACGGAGGGCUGCAUCCCUCUCCAGACAGCAGAUAACAAAAUGGAUCAGGGCAGCUCGAAGUGCAACAGUAAUCGAGACGACUGCCUGACAUUCAUAGAGUUGGGAACCGGAGUAUGUACAGAGUCAGCUGACACCACAGGUUCCCUGCUCAGUGCUCUCCACCCAACUGCCGUAACCCCAAACGGGGGUGGAACCAAAGACCAGCUGGAGCCUAGAAGCCUCUUCGACUCCCACCAGCAGCGUCAGGUUCCGCUCGAAGGGUCAAGCAUGAAUGGCCAGAAAAUGGUCCGACUAGAGAAACAGCAGCAGGAUGUUGGCGUGUUUAACAUGGAGGACGACUUGGCGGUGCUGAGCAAGAAUAUUGCUGAUCUGGACCAUGCGUCCGCGUCUGUCAUCGACACCUCUGUCCUGGGAAACCUUCCUCUGCCUGACCUUUUCCCCCAGCACAUCAAACAGGAAGGAGACUUCUCCCUGGAUAAAGAUUUGGGAUUUCACGGUGGACUUCCCUCCGCGACUUCCUGUGGUUUGACAGGCGUCAGUCGCCUGAUUGAGGACAGCGAGCUUUGGAAAAACCUGGAUCUUCCGGUAUCCCUGUCAGAGAUCAGCGACUUUGAGUUGGAUUCUGAAGUGGCUCACUUGGAUAACAUCCUGCAUGACGGCGGCAGACCUGUCGAAGGCUUACCAAAAGUGACGCAAGUGCCCAUGGGCAACAGCGGGAACUGUCACAACGCUAAUGACACCAGCCAGCAGCAUGACGCCAUGCUCCACCAUCAUCAUCAUCCUCACCAGCAGCAUCACGUUCUGCAGCACCAGCUUCACCAACAACAUCAGCAGCCCUCUACCCUUCUCUCCAGCGUCAUUGUCAAAGAGAAAGACCCCGACCACUCUUUCACCCACAUCCGCACUCCCAGUGUCGUCAAGCUGGAGAAGCAGGAGCCUGUGUUCUGCCAGUCACAGUGUCUCCAGGGAGGCAUGGGCUCGGUUCAUUUAGGAGCCCCGAUGUCCUCGUCUACGAGCAUGGACGCAGUUCCUGGCUACCGCUGCAUAACCACUGCACCCUCCAACAUGGGCCAGCAAGACCGGAAGCCCUUUGGCAUGCACUCGAGCCUGCCCUCAUUGGGGGAGAGCUGGAUGCAAGUGGACGGGUAUGGAGAGGCAAAGGUGAUUCAAAGGGCCAAUGAGGGGCUUGCCAACACUGCGGUGUUGACGUCAUACCCGCUCAGUUUUUCCAGCUCAUCACCCAGAAUUGGAGCAGAGUCCAACAGUUCUAUAGUAUCGGGUCAAUCCAAACCCAACGGACAGACCCACAAAGUGUGUCUGGUGUGUUCGGACGAGGCCUCCGGAUGCCACUAUGGGGUGGUAACAUGCGGCAGCUGCAAGGUUUUCUUCAAGAGGGCUGUGGAAGGAUGGAGAGCUCGACAAAAGAGUGAUGGUCAGCACAACUACCUGUGUGCAGGGAGGAACGACUGCAUCAUCGACAAGAUCCGCAGGAAAAACUGUCCAGCCUGUCGCUUCCGGAAAUGCCUUCAGGCUGGAAUGAAUUUAGAAGCGAGGAAAAACAAGAAGCUGAACAAAAAAAUAGACCAUCGAAUUAUCAGGCCGCCGGAGCCCGUCCCCACCAUGCCCGUGCUGGCCAUCCCUGCCUGCGUGCCCCAGCUGGUGCCCGCCAUGCUGUCUGUGCUCAAGGCCAUCGAGCCCGAGAUCAUCUACUCUGGCUACGACCCCACGCUGCCCGACACGUCCUCGCGCCUCAUGAGCACGCUCAACAAGCUCGGCGGGCAGCAGAUCAUCUCGGCUGUCAAGUGGGCAAAGUCGCUGCCAGGCUUCCGUAACCUGCACCUGGAUGACCAGAUGACGCUGCUGCAGUGCUCGUGGCUCUUCCUCAUGUCCUUCGGUCUGGGCUGGAGGUCGUACCAGCAGUGCAACGGCAGCAUGCUCUGCUUCGCCCCCGACCUCGUCAUCAACCAAGAGCGCAUGAAGCUUCCUUUUAUGUUGGGGCAAUGCGAGCAGAUGCUGAAGAUCUGCACAGAGUUUGUGCGUCUGGAGGUGUCCUACGAUGAGUACCUGUGCAUGAAGGUACUGCUGCUGCUGAGCACAGUGCCUAAAGAGGGCCUAAAGAGCCAGGCGGUGUUCGAUGAGAUCCGCAUGAUGUACAUCAAGGAGCUGGGAAAAGCCAUCGUCAAGCGAGAGGAGAGCACCAGCCAGAACUGGCAACGCUUCUACCAGCUCACUAAGCUACUGGACUCCAUGCAGGGGAUGGUGGAGGAUCUCCUCCAGGUUUGCUUCUACACGUUCAUGAAUAAGACGCUGAGUGUGGAGUUCCCCGAGAUGCUGGCGGAGAUCAUCACCAACCAGAUACCAAAAGUCAAAGACGGCAGCGUCAAGCAGCUGCUCUUUCAUCAGUCGUGAGCGCCUUCAGGCCUUAACAGCCAUGCCUUAAAAUUCCACCCCCCCCCCCCCCUGCCCGAACCCCAACUCCCCAAUUCCGCGACGCACCACUUUACUGCCACAUCCUCGCUCAGGUUUGAAAACCGACUUCCCAUUUGGUCUACAGAGGAAAUAUUUUCGGCCCCCUCCUCCUCCUCAGCCUGAAUGUUGUUCACUUUGGUGGCCACAUGAUUUCACCGUUGACAACUACAAACAUCCACGUCCUGAUUACGCUCUCCCAUUACCUGCCGACGACCUUCAGAAUGUAACGUGUCAACUAUAUAUAUAUAUUAGUAUAUAGUAUAUAUACAUACUGUAUGAUAUACCCCAAGAAGACGAAAAUGUUUUCAGCUUGCUAUAAGCGACAAAAAACAGCGACUGAAAAAAAAUCUUUGGAUUUUCCGCUUGUUGAAUGCACGCACACUCGCUUUUAAGUCCAUUCAGCAACAGCAAGUACAUGUGAGAAGGGAAACCAGUGCCUUUCAGCUUCUAAAGCUUUUCAUAGCUGUUCAGUUUUUUUUAUUUUUUACACAAUAUACAAUCACAAAAAAAAACUCGUCAACUUUUCCCAUCGUGAAAACAUUCUUGAUCGAGUAGGGCCUCACUAAAAAUAAAAAAAUAUUGUUUUUAGUCAUUGAAAAGAGUCAUUAUACUGUAGGAGAUAUGAAGGGGGGGAAACAUAUUAAAACAAAUCGUGAUUUUAUGAGAAUAAUUUAUCUCAUUAAAAACUCAUGAGUGAAGUCAGAAUUUUGCAGGAACAAAAAGUAAAUAUUACAACAGUCAAAUUGUAAUUUCAUAAGUAAAAGUUGUAGUAUUGCGGCACGGUGGACGACUGGUUAGAGCGUCAGCCUCACAGUUCUGAGGACCCGGGUUCAAUCCCCGGCCCCGCCUGUGUGGAGUUUGCAUGUUCUCCCAGUGCCUGCGUGGGUUUUCUCCGGGCACUCCGGUUUCCUCCCACAUCCCAAAAACAUGCAUUAAUUGGAGACUCUAAAUUGCCCGUAGGUAUGACUGUGAGUGCGAAUGGUUGUUUGUUUGUAUGUGCCCUGCGAUUGGCUGGCAACCAGUUCAGGGUGUACCCCGCCUCCUGCCCGAUGAUAGCUGGGAUAGGCUCCAGCACGCCCGCGACCCUAGUGAGGAGAAGCGGCUCAGAAAAUGGAUUGAUGGAUGUAAGUUGUAGUAUUACAAAAAUAAGGUUAAAACAAAAAAGGCUUGUGAUAUUAUAGCUGACAUAUUGACAUUGAAAACGACAUUAUAACAAAGUCAAAGAAUAAAGUCCUAGUUAAAUGAGGAAGAAGUCGCCCUCUCUUUCAGUCAGGAAAAAUUAUAAGUAAAGUUGUAAUUUUACCAAAAAAAAAAAAAUCAAUAUUCAGCAAUCAAGUUGGGAUAUUGCAAGAAAGGUGUUUAUUAGGAAUACUUUAAAAAAAAAAUUUUUUCAUUUCAUGUAAAAUAUUAAUGUAUGAGUCCAAAUUUCCCCCCCCAAAAAAAGUCAAUAUUCAACACUUAAGUUGAGAGAUUUCAAAAAGAAAGUCAAGCCUUUACAAAAAAAAAAAAAGUUGUGAUCUUACAAGAAUCAAUCUUAAUUUUUGGGUCGUUACAUCUGAUAUCAUAGAUCAGUGGUUAGUAAAAAAGUGUACCAAAUAAUAUUUAAAACAAACAGUUCUAAAAGAUUAUAUGCAAAAAUGUUGUACUUUAAAAUUAAGUACAACUGCACUGUACUCAACAAAUGUACCUUUUAAGCCACUGAAACAUUAUGCACAGUUUGAACAUUUAAUUCAGUGAUUCUUUCACAUACCACUAGCGAGAGCCACACUUUGAGAAUUAAUGUUAUAGAUUAUGAAGAGUAAAAUUGAAGAGUAAAAAAAAAAAAAAUCUUAAUAUUAAAACAACUAAUCUGAGAAUAACGUGGUAAUUUAACAAGGAAAAAAAGGUUUGCAACAAGAAAUUGAACAAUGAUCACACUUUCAAUUUGUGAGGACUAAAAAAGUUGGAAUAUUGCAAUAAAAAAGUCAGAAAAAAUAUCCCAAAACCCCAAACGGGUAGUAUUGGUUUCUCCGAAUUGAUUACCUAAACACGUUUGACGGGAAUAAUAUUGGCAUGUGUUUGUUCUUUUUUGACACAGUAUCUGACUUCACUCGAUUUUGAAUUCCAUAACUAUAUUUUUUUUCUCAGUGUUGCUAAUACUCCUUCACGCAUUUAAGUACUUGUGAAUAAUUAUCAUCAUAAUUGCUCAUAAACGCAGAAUAUUUUUGAUGGGUACCAAAAUUGUCCUUUCAUUGCUUGCUUCAUUUAAUCAGAUGAACAUUUAUCUCCGUUCAAUAGUGCCACAUGAAGCUAAUGAACCCUUUAAUCAAUUACGAGGUGUAGUUAAAUUGCCACACCAGUAGAGGAAAGGAUUUAAAAGAAAAAAGGAACAGCUAUAUAUAGAUAUAUGAAUUUUUUUUAUUUAUUUUGUAAGAUGUAACAAAAUUAAAAUCCCAUAAAGUUCUAUUCUCUGCUCCAGUAUUUUCAAAUGAGAUGCAAAAUAAGUUUAGCUCAGGCUCGGUCACUGGUGCCAAAAGUCACAGGAGGUUGUAAAUAGAUGACUUCUAUUGCUUUGAUUGUUUUCAACUUGUGUGUGAAUGUUUUGUGUGUGCGUGCGUGUGUGUGUGCGUGUAUUGGUGUAUGUGUGUGAGUGAUGCUCCAAUUGUGACCAUUUGCUUCAGGGUGCCCAUACAUGAGGUUUUCACAAUAUACACCAGCUUCAAUGUACUGAUUAUCAACUAUUAUCAUCAUGCAGGUAGAAUUAAAUAUUGUAGCUUUUGGGAAUGGGUUUCAAAAUGAUGUCUUUUUUCUGCUCCCAUACACACUAUAUCUACGUAUACAUCCACACACACAGACACACACAUACACACAUACACACACAUACAUACAUACAACCAGUAUUUACUUGCUUAUGACACAACAUGGAGGCCACCCAUUGAUUUUCAGCUCUGAAUGGCAGUAAACAGAACAGAUGGCAAGUUAGGCCUUAGGAGCACACAUUCGCUCACACAUACAAAUAUGUGCUAUUCCAUGAACUAUGCCCCCCCCCAACACACACAGACGGCGCAACUUCACAAAAACCAGCCCCGACACAGAGAUGUAACGUCCAAUAAGUGUACAUAGGGGAUGCCAGCGUACUCGGUGCAGUGCAAACAGCUUAUAGUUGUAUUUAACAUCAUUCAUUCAUUCAUUCAUCUUCCGUACCACUUAUCCUCACGAGGGUUGCGGGCGUGCUGGAUUCUAUCCCAGCUAUCUUCAGGUGAGAGGCGGGGUGCACUACUUAACAUUAAAAAAAAAUAAAAAAAACAGUAUACCCCAUUUACUUAAGUAGUGGCCGAAUUGGGUAUUUAAAGAAAAAUAAACCCUACAAAUACAGUCAAUAUCACCAUAAGGUGCCUUUGAGACUUUCCCAUUACAUCAAAACAAUCUGAGGUUUUCCAUGUUAGAAAUGCAGCUUGGUCAAGUUCUCGCACAUUUUUGUAUUUUUUGGGGGGGGUUUAUAAGAAAUUAACUGCAAGCAGACAAUAUAUAUGCAAACAGCAAAAUAUGUGAGCUUGCUGACAGGGUGGACAAUGACAGGGUGGACUUUUUUUGGCCAAAUGUUUAUUGCAUUUUAUCAGCACAUGGUGGCCCUUCGCUUAGCAGCAUGAUUCAAUAGCAAGCUGUGAACUGUUUGACAAAUAUCACUUGAAUUUCUGAAAUAUUUUGAUAUCAAUCAGCAUUUCACAAUGACGGGGUCGAAAUAGUAGUGAGGACACCAAAGGCUCUUCAUAGUGAUAUUGACCCGUAGCUCAUCCCGUUUCUCAUCAAGAAAAAGAAAAAAAAAAAACGGAAAGACAUCAAUUCAUAGACUCUAUUGUUCACAGGCAGACAUUUAAGCUAGCUGCUCAGUCCAUUGACUUAUACUUAAACUCGUUUGCUAAACAAAACAGAAGCACCUAAACAGCCAUUGAGGCAACUAACUGGUCGCUUUCACGCUGCCUUUGAAAAUUGGUGUAGCAAGAACUGAUUUUUCCGCUAGUCACUUUCAGACAGAACUCACCAGUGUGCGCUUUCCCACAGCCGUUGCGGCUUAACGUAGGCAGAUGAUUAGAUGAAUGGCGACGAGCGCUUUCAACACAAAGGUCAGUGAAACACAGGAGGUGAAAGGCAAAAUUUACACCUGGUCCAGAUAUGGAUCAGUAUAUGUCCUGGUUCAAUUAAAAUUGGUAUUUAAACAGUUCUCUUCAUCAUGCUGGUCACAUUUUGACAUCAUGACUCCAAGAUGACAGCGAUACGGAGGGCCUGGAAGAGUCACAGAAAGGCAUAGAGGUUGUUGGAAAUGUAUUGGUCAAUGCAUGGAUCAAGCACCUGUUGUGAAUUUUGCCGUUCAGCACCUAGGACUCACUGCCCCUUGGUGUUGAAAGCACUUGUCACCAUCGCCACGUAUGCGCUAAGCCGCGGUUGAGUGAAAGCCCAGUUGGUUAAAUUCUGUCUGAAAGGGACACGCUACCAAAUCAAGGCUCUACUGUUACACCACACCAUUUUUGCUGUUCAGCUAAAGUUUCGCUAAAAGUACUAAAACGUUGAACAGUUGGACAUGGAUUCAAAAGUUUGUAAACUGGAAUUAAGUUAACCUGUACAGGUUAUAAUGCUUUUUAGGUUCAUUGUGAAAUUUCACCCGGAAGCCCCAUAUCCUGAACUUUUUGUGAUUAGUGCACUCUAUAGUUGCCCUCUGACCUCUAUUUGCACAAAUGCGCUAAGCUUUAAGAUGUCUACACAUCACUUCUAGUCAGCAAAAUGUGAGACAGCGAGCCAUAAAAAAUAAUCCUAAUCAGGAGAUCAAAAAUAUUUUUUUAAUCUAAAUCACUUUACCGAGUCCUCUUUCUCAAGCUGUUGUGUGGUGGUUGUCACUUUGUGCUAAAAGGUAGACGUAGUGACGACGUGAGGAAGUGUUGAACAUGUCUGUUUCGUGAAGUCAGUGUAAAUGCUACAGAUCCUUGGACUGAGGGGAGUUUGUGAAAGAGGUUAAGGGGGAAUUGGUGAGCUAAGAUUUUGUGACCAAAGCUGGGAAGCUGACAAUAAAAAAGAAAAAAAGUGAAGUAUUCCGUUACAUUUUAAGUAGCACUUAUUUGACACUUAUUCACCCCCCCCAAAAUUAGCACAUCUAAUAUUGGGGGGGUGAAUGUCCUGGCUUUGGAUCUUGUCGCUAUUGAUGUGAGGACAUUACUCGUCACUUUAAAAACCAAAACCCUCCCCCCCCAAAAAAAAAAGAAAUUGUAAUGUAAAUUGACUGGAGCCAGACAAAAUUGCACUACGCUCAUUUCCAGUCGAUAAGAGUCUAUUUUGUAUAAAGUAUCAUCUUAAAAGAUUUUAAGGGCAGAUCAAUUUUCGCUGGUGUGUAUGGCCUAUUGUUUUGUUCGUAUUUCGGUUCACUGUAAUAAAUACAAACACAAUGUAAGAUGUUUGUUUGGGUGGGAGGGGGUGGGGGCUUAUAAAAAAACACAUCGGUUCUGAUAUGACUUGUGUAUUAUUUACACCCGCUCUAUAGUCAGUGUCGAUAUUUUCACUUUUUUCAUUCAAUGUUGAAUCUGUGUUGCUAUUUGGUUGACUGGCAGGAAGUGAUUUGACUUGAGACCGAUUACAAAAUAAAGUCAACUGUUUUUCCAAACUUUUACUCUCCAUUAAUGACUACAAAUGUGCUGAAAACAAGCGACCAACAAGACUUUGAGACCCCUCAUUCAAAAUCUAUAACUUCUAGCUGGUCUCAAUAUUAUAUCACAAUAUUUUAAGAGCUAUGUUCUCAGUCUAGUGCAUAAACUGAAUAUCUGCAGGUUUAGGUAGCCAAAUUUUAGAUGGGGAAUUAUGUAAAGAGACUGAAAUAAAAUAUUUAAUUGAGUUGAUCAAAGAGGUGCUGUGAGUAAGCUAUUAAAGCGUUUUAGCCGUGAUAUUUAUUGGCGGGCAAUAUUUGUUUUCACUGUUUACUGGUCCUCAGAACUGUGAGGCUGACGCUCUAACCAGUCGGCCACCGUGCCGCCGGCUUUAUUUGAUAUAGAAUAAUAAAAAAAAAAACAUUCUCCCCUUCAAAGUGUAAAUGUAGCCGGACCGGUCCGACGACAUACUGCAUAUAAUGAUGUAAGGCAUUUUUCAAAUUUAGACUGUUUGGCGGUUGCGCACGAAUUUCUAUGUUACGCAUGGUGGGUGUGUCAGAUGUCUGGCACAUGCGCAUACUGUCAAUAAAAAGUGCACAAAAAGACUUGUACGUGAACAGAAUGGGUGAAAAAAGAAAUGUUGGAACCAUAUUCUUAAUAUACUCUAUAAACAGGCUAAGCCAAAUUUAAGACGUUCUUCAAGAUCACUUUGAUUUGAGACCUCAUUUACUUAAAUGCCACAGAUUGAGUGACAUGGUCUGAAUAUUCUAACACCGUAUUUUUAUGAUAAAUUGCAAUAAUAUAUUUGCGCUAGGAGUGGGUGGGCUCAAUAUUAUAUCACAAUAUUUCAAAUGUGUGACCAUAAGUAACUUUUGUUUUUACUUACAUGGACAAACUGAAAAACUGCUUUUUUCGAGCUCUAUGGUCCAUAUGUACGUGCGUGGUUAUUAACAAAAAUUAUGAAAUAACGAAAAUAUUUUACUUGAUAUCUUGCACAUUUCAGUACGAUUUAAAUGUAAUUCCACAUACAACAAAUUAAUUUGAUAUAGUAUAUUAAUUUUUUAUGGCUCCCAAAUGUGUGACUGCCACAUUACAAACUGAAAUUAGGCUUAGAAAAAAGAAUUCCAGAAGAGCUCCUGCAACAUGUAUCUUUAAUCAUGCAAUUCCACCAUUUUUAAGGCUGUAAAUAAACUGAAAUGAUACAAAAAAAUCUGAGCAUCAAAAAUGGAAAUAAGAAAUUAAGUUAGUAUGCUAAGAAUCCAAAUAUAAAAAUUUCAUACUUAAAAAAAAAAAUCAUCAAAUUUGGAUGUAAGUAUAUAUAUAUAUGUAUAUAUAUAUAUAUAUAUAUACACACAAAGUCAAUAAAACACCUCAGUUCAGAUUACAAGCAAGUCUCAUAAAUAAAAGUAGUCUCAUUUCACAUUGACAUCAUUUUGUUUUGAAACUCCCAGUUGAGUUUCCUGUUAGCACAAGACUUUGGACACACUUGGAGGGCAAAUGUCAACUUUGUACGCAGGGAGCACGCUGGAGGCCCACAACAGGGAAGCUUUCUUUUUUUUUUUUUUUUUUUUUUUUUUUUGGGGGGGGGGGGG
Messenger RNA from Phyllopteryx taeniolatus (common seadragon), 10131 nucleotides. Its product is annotated as glucocorticoid receptor-like. Gene Ontology annotation, biological process: regulation of DNA-templated transcription. The record is from RefSeq and is a predicted model, not a curated record. NCBI's taxonomy places the organism in Eukaryota, Metazoa, Chordata, Actinopteri, Syngnathiformes, Syngnathidae. The transcript is spliced from 10 exons. Bases 501 to 2870 code for a protein of 789 amino acids. Gene Ontology annotation, molecular function: DNA-binding transcription factor activity; sequence-specific DNA binding; zinc ion binding.